Messenger RNA from Gallus gallus (chicken), 4937 nucleotides. RefSeq names its product B9 domain containing 1 (gene B9D1). The transcript is spliced from 7 exons. Gene Ontology annotation, biological process: cilium assembly. The record is from RefSeq and is a predicted model, not a curated record. NCBI's taxonomy places the organism in Eukaryota, Metazoa, Chordata, Aves, Galliformes, Phasianidae. Bases 27 to 704 code for a protein of 225 amino acids. Gene Ontology annotation, cellular component: MKS complex.
GCCGCUCCGCGGAGCUCCGCGUCCCGAUGAAGUUUGUCCCUUCCGCCGCUCCGUCCGUCCCCAUGGCAACGCCCCCCGGCAACAUGGCUGCCGCCAGCAGCCCCAGCGUCUUCAUGGUGGCCGUCAACGGGCAGAUCGAGAGCGGGCAGUUCCCCGGGUUUGACGACCUCUACUGCAAGUUCUGCUUCGUCUACGGCCAGGACUGGGUUCCCGCAGCGGGCCUGGAGGAGGGCAUCUCCCAGAUCACCUCCAGGAGCGACGUCGCGCCCACCACCUUCGUCUGGAACUUCCCCAUCGAGAUUACCUUCAAGAGCACCAACCCGGCCGGCUGGCCGCAGAUCGUAGUGAGCGUCUACGGACCCGACUUCUUUGGGAAUGAUGUGGUCAGGGGUUAUGGAGCUGUUCACAUCCCCUUCACACCAGGAAGGCAUAAAAGAACCAUUGCUAUGUUUGUUCCGGAGUCCACAUCCAAGCUGCAAAAGUUUACAAGUUGGUUCACGGGGAGACGACCAGAAUUUACUGAUCCAAAAGUGGUAGCACGGGGAGAAGGAAGAGAAGUAACGAGGGUACGAUCUCAAGGCUUUGUCACCAUUUCCUUCAACGUCGUGACUAAAGAUAUGAAGAAGCUGGGCUAUGAUGUGAGCCCAAGCGACAUGCAGAACCCCUCUCUGGUGCCCGCUACAGAAAGGAUUCAUAAGUAUUGAACUCAGAAGUGAGACGGUCAAAGGUACACACAGAAGUUAAGCACCGGGGAUUGCUGGGUUUUUUUUCCUUCAAAUGGAAAAUGAGUAUCUGACUCCAGUGAGAACAUUUUACCUGAGACCUUCAUUCUAAAAACAAAACACUAACCCAUAAUGCUUUGGAGUAAUUACCUAGAAUAUUAUUCUUCCAGAAGGAUACAGGUUGAAAAAUCAUAUACAUUAACGCUGUCAGAUCUGUUUAGCAUUUUUAUGCACAGUAUCGGACUAUCUCAAAGGAAGACCCACAAAGUAUUUUUGUAACAGCCUUUUUUACACUCUUUUUAUACUUCAAGAAUAGGAAGGUUUGUGGUUGUACUAAUUUUCCUUUGUUUAAAACAUCAGUGCAAUCCCAGUUCUUUUUUACUAAUAAUUUUAUGGUAGAAAUGGGAAAUUAUUGAAAUUAUUACACCUUCCAAAAAAGAAGGCAGUAUGGAAAUGUUCCAGUGAGACACACAGGCUUUUCUCUGUGCCACACACUUCUCUCUGCAAAAGCCACAGCAGGCACCUUUAUAAUCCCACGUAGUACUUAGUUUGUGCAACUAAAUAAAAUAAAAUAGUUCGUGCACUGUAGAAACAAACCCUUCCACGUUUUUAGUGCAGCAACCUGGGCUUUUGUAUUGAAGAACAAGAUCAUGGCUCUUUCAUUUCCAGAUUCUAUUUCUGCAUCAAGCUGCAGGAGGGAAAAAAAGGACAGCAGUUUAUUUUACAAGUGUUAAAGAGAUUGUGGUGUUAAAUAUAAGCCUGCUGCAUGCUUUUAACUUCUGAUAGAACAAACAGAAUUUCAUGUGCAGCGAUUGGCUAAAAAAAUAAGCCUUAAGAGAAGGAUUUGAAAUGAAAUUACAGUCUCAGCAAAUCAACUGUGUGUACUGUAUUUAGCUUCAAGUCACACUGGUUACCAGAGGCACUGUGCUGUGCAGGACAGUCAGGAGUAGCAGAAAGGACCACAUCUGCUUAAUUUGGUCCCUGCAGGCCAGCAGAUUUUGAUGUUUCACACUUGAGCUAGCCAAGGUUCUAAGCUGCAACAUUUUUAACAGCCUUCCGCCAACAUAAUUAUUCAGAUCAUACACUGCUGUGAUAGUAUGGGUUCAAAGAAGAGAGAAUAGAGUGCGAGGAAGGUGUUUGUUUAUACAGAUAACGUUCAUGUUUGCUGUAACUAGGUUUUCCCACUGCAUAACCCAAAUGAAUGACCCAAAUCAUGUAAUUUAUUAUCGGUGUGUGUAGCAGAAAUGCUAAGUCAUAGCCUGAAACAGUGAUUGAGCACCUGGUGGGAAGGCAGGGCCAACCCAAGGGAGCUCAGGUGUAUGCAAUGUUCCUGAGUGACCGGAAGGGGUGGAGCCAGGAUCUGCCCCUUCCCAGACCUCAUUUAAGGGUUGGCAGUGGAAGCAAAGGUAUCCUGCUGGAGAUUGCUGCCUACCUGAGGCUUUCCAAUGGUAAGCAGCUUUUUUUCCUUUGUUUCUGUAUCCUCUGCUGCUCUAUUUGGGUUUGUCUUUGUUUGCUGCAGCCAAAGACUUUGCCACUCAGCUGUUAUCACUGUACUUUCUGUCAUAUUAUAGUGUUAUGCUUGGUGAACCAGGCAGAUACUUAUUUAGAUUACCUAAAAACAGCAUUGGAUGGUCACUGGGGCCACUAAUAUAUCAAAAGAGGAACUCCCAGGGGAAACUCCAGGAUUCCUGGGUUUCCCACGGAUUACUGAGGAAUGGGGGCUUUGAUGGGAUGAUGGUGCUAUUAUUAAAUCCCCUUCAAAAAUGACUGACUUUUUAAAUAAGCUAGGAUAAAAUUUUUUGACCAAGAGAAGAGUAGUAGCAGCAUCUGCCGUAGCAUGGCUGCUGCUACUAACUAUUAAUGCAAAUCAUUCCUCUGAGGAAGGAUUGGAAGAUGAAAACAAGCUCUUAGAAGGCUGUACUACACAACGGGAGAAUAAAAUUACAUCUUUGAUGGAGCGAACUGCCUCACUUUCAAAUAGAGCUUUUCCCCUCUGAAAAUAAGACCCACGAUGCAUUCAAGAGUCCAGACCUGGUUAAAUUUUCAGCAGGAAUGAGGGACCUCAUACUACAACAAGCCCCUCCCAACCAGUAAGGCAUACUGGUGUCCCUCCCUUGAUCUGAAGGGAGGAGGUAUGUCCUGACCUGCAUCAGCAAAGCAAGUGGGCUAAUGCAGGCCUAUCCAGCACCAAGAGCAAACCAGGUGUAUACCAUCAAGGCACUCACCAAGCUGACGCUGCCUACAGGACACCUCAUGUCAUCAAGAGCAACCACGGGACUCAUUUUAUUGGCACAGUGGUACAGUGCUGGGCAGAAGAAAACAACAUUGAAUGGCAAUUUCACCUACUGUAUAACCUGAUGGGGCCAGACUUGAAUGCUAUAGCAAUAUUCUUAAGGCGGUCCUGAAGACAGACUCUCAGUCCCUGCAAGGGUGAACAAAAAGACUCUUUGAAACCAUACAGGACCUGAAUGAAAGGCCUAGAGACGGCAGGACCCAGUGCCCUGAAGAUGCUACAGGCAAUGUGGGCCUCCCUGCUUAGGAUCCAAAUUACGGGCACUGAUAGUGAGGUAAGACCCCAAAUGGGCAAUGAAAAUAAUCUUCUGCUCCCUGCCCCUGACAAUCUAGAACAUGGUACCCAUAAAAUAGAAUGGCCUUGGAAAGUGCAAGUAGGACCAAAGUGGUGUGGCUUACUUGCACCUGGGGGAGAUUACUGGAGAUUGGGGAAUCAGUAGUCCUCCUGGUAAUAGGUACAUGGCCUGCAAACGCCAGUCAAUGCUGAUCUUCAUCACCGAGGAGACCUUAAUCAUGUCCCUGCAGCAAAUCAGGGUCCCCCCUUUGGUCCCUGAUACAGUUCUGCAGCCUCAGUUGUCAGGGCAAAGGGUAUGAUACAGACAGCCAGGACAUGCCAAAGUGUCGACACAGGACAGGAACGCUACCUGUAUCUUGCCAUGGAAGAUGAACCUACCCCUUCUGAUACUUCUGAAACAUCUGUGCUAUUCUUCAUGAGUCUCUUUGAGUCCACAGGAUCACCAGGAGGAGCAACAUGACAUCAAGAUGCUCGAGGGUCACUGUAAGAUCAGUGUGACACCUGCAGGUGGGCUACCAAGAGUUUGAUGGAAUGAGAGCCGAACCAUCCCUGGUCCAAACAACUGUGUGCCUCCAGAACCAUUGAGGACUGGCCCAUAGAAGAACAUGAACUUCAAUCAAGAACCAAUCAUCAGUCGUCUUGUAUUUUGUCAGCCUACACCGUGAUGGGCAAAUUGUACAAAGUGUCGUGGUGUACUGGGUUGCUAUAAUGGAAAGGGCUUAUCUUCAACCUGCUCAGUCAAUGGUUCAUGCUAUGAAGGGAUGGAGUGUAACAGAAACACUAAGUCAUGGCUUGAAUGAAUGACAGAGCAUGGGGGGGGGAAGGCAGGGCCAAGCUCAGGUGCAUGCAAUACACCUGAGUGGAAGGGGUGGAGCCAGGAUCCAUCCCUUCCCAGACCUCAUUUAAGGGUUGGCAGUGGAAGUGAAGGUGUCUUGUUGGAGAUCCCUGCCUGCCUGAGGCCUUCCAAAGGUAAGCAGCUUUUUUUUUUCCCUUCAUUUCUGCACCUGUGGCUGCUGCAUUUGAGCUUGUUCUCAUUUGCUGCAACCAAAGAUUUUGCCACCCUGCUAUUAUUGCUGUACUUUCCAUCACAUUAUAGCAUUCCAGUAUGUGACAGAAGCUCUGAAGCUAUUCUCAGAUGCCUUCAGUGUGAGGACACAAAGCUGGUCCUCAGUCUGAACAGCUUCUUCUCUGACAUCUUAUCACAGCCUUUCACUGAAUCCUCUUACAAGCUACUGUUAGUGCUCUUCCUGUGGGCUGAACAAACCCCACUGUCUAAAUGUUUUUGUUUCUGUCUUUCCUGCGGCCUAGGGUUUUUGUUUGUUUGUGCCAGCAUGGCUGUUUCUAAGUCCUGAAUCAUCCAAGGUAUCAGUUUUAUGUAUUAGAAAAGCAUAAAAGUAUAUGCAGUGGUAAAAUGACUAAUUGCUUAGUCAUCUUCCUAUUUACACGUGGACCUGUAACCUCAUGUGGUUCUGAAUGCAUGUAUUAGGAGAAAAGUGGGAGAAGGGCUUACACUGAUACCACCCUGUAAGUGAAUUACCAUGGCCUUGAAACUGUAGGAAUAAAGAUAUGCAGUGUUGAGCUGCAGAGCCUCCAGAACAGAUUCUGAGUAAAGCAGCCAAUUAGAUGUG